Molecule: messenger RNA, 1953 nt
Organism: Talaromyces marneffei
Lineage: Eukaryota; Fungi; Ascomycota; Eurotiomycetes; Eurotiales; Trichocomaceae
Exons: 2
Coding region: 1-1953 (650 amino acids)
Biological process (GO): glucan catabolic process
Molecular function (GO): hydrolase activity, hydrolyzing O-glycosyl compounds
Source: RefSeq, a predicted model, not a curated record
AUGCCGUCGUCUCUCCUUAGCCUGGCGACCAUCGCUUUGGUUGCAUCGCCGGCCGUUGCAACUAACUACAAUAUGCUCUACAAUUUCGACCAGAGCAACUUUUUCCAAAACUUCUCUUUCUUCUCCGAUGCCGACCCAACUGGCGGAUUCGUCCAGUACCUGGAUUACGAUGCCGCCAGCAAGGCUGGCCUCGCCAAGAUCAAGUCUGGAAAUGUCUACCUUGGAGCUGAUUCCACCAACACAUACACAACCGGUGGCCGACCUUCAACUCGUGUCACGUCCAACGUCCAAUUCGAUCAGGGUCUUCUCAUUGCAGACAUUGCCCAUAUGCCUGGAAAUGCCUGUGGUGUCUGGCCUGCCUUUUGGACAACGGGCGCCGACUGGCCAGCGGAUGGUGAAAUUGAUAUUAUCGAGGGUAUCAACAAACAAGCAAAUACUCAGCUAGCUCUGCACACACUGGGUUCUUGUGACAUCACUAAAAACCCUUCUGGACAAACUGGCCUGUUGACUACAACUGCUUGCUCAACUCAGGUCGGUCCAGGUGGCUGUACUGUUCAGGGAACCGACGGCAGCUAUGGAGACGGUUUCAAUAACCUGGGCGGUGGCGUUUACGCUGUUGAGUUGACGUCUUCCUUCCUCAAAGUCUGGUUCUUCCCUCGUUCAAAGAUCCCCGCAUGCAUCACCUCCGGCAACCCUGACACCUCUUUGUUUGGUAAGCCAAUGGCAGUCUACGAGGGCUCCUGCGACUUUGCAAGCAACUUCAAAAACCAGCAAAUUAUUUUCAACACUGAUUUUUGUGGUGACUGGGCCGGUAACAGCUAUUCCUGCCCAUUGAGCAAGGGUCUCUCCCCCAAGGCAUCUUGCGAAGCCUACGUUGGAGCUAACCCAUCUGCUUUUACUGAGGCUUACUGGGAAAUUGUCUCUGUUGGUCUCUACCAACAAGGUAGCGCUUCUACAUCAUCUGCGUCUCAGACAACAGCUGCUACUUCUACAGCUGCUACCUCCACAGCCGCGGCCUCCACUGCUCCCGCCACAACUCCCACUUCGGCUCCUACGACAGCUCCCACCUCAGCUCCCACCUCGGCUCCUACGACAGCUCCUACGACAGCUCCCGCGUCGACUCCAUCUGCCUCGCCUUCAAGCAGCCCUGUCCGCUCAUCACCCUCGGGAAGCCCUAGCAGCCAGCCAGUCGUUCCUAGCUCAGGUUCAGGCUCUAGCUCUUCGAGCACUGGCACCGUGACUUCCAUGGUCAAUGCUAGCAGCAGUGCUCGUGUCGCACCGAAAACCCGCAGCUGCACUUCCAAGAAGAGUACUGUGACAGUGACUUCCUUGACUAGCCCUGCUGUCCCGGUUCAAACAGCCAGCCCCACGUCAUCCAAGUUGACCACCACCACGGUCAUUGUUACAACAUACGUGGAUGUUUGCCCUACCGGUUACACCACCAAGACUAUCACACAAACCGUCACCUACUGCCCUGCUGAUGUGACCUCAAGCAGCAUUGCUCCUGUCUUUACGACCACCUCAAAGCUUUGCACGACUGGUUGUGCUCCCCGCCCAACAACCGUUAUCGUUGUGGUGCCAGUAGAAACAUCUACCACUCCCGCGCAAGCCACCGGUACUUCCCCUGGAUCUGGAAGCAGCCCUGCUUUAGGCUCAGAGACCGGAACUUCUCCCGCACUUGGUGGUGGCCCUGCCCCCGUGUCUACCAAGACUGGAAUUACUACAGCCGCUAGUCCAGUGCACACUGGUAUCUUUUCAACGGGUGGUCUUGUUCUGGCCGCUCCUUCCUCUGCUAUCGUCCCUGCUGGUGCUAAACCAUCAAGCUCAUUGCCUGGUGGUGGUACCGUUACCAAAACGGGUGUGAGCCCUGCUUUCACCGGCGCAGGUAACAGAAUAGCACCUUCUGCUGCUGGCUUCAUUGCCGCAGUCGCUGGCAUUGUAUUAUUCAUUUAA